UUAAUCAAAGCACCAGCAAAGGUGAUUGCAAAGAGACGAUGUUUGUUAAUCAAGUGACUGAGAAUGAGUGGUCACUUUGGAGUAAUUGUUCAACUGUUUGUGGUAAAGGAACUCAGUUCAGAACUCGACAAUGUUCCAACAACAUUAAUUAUAGAAGUGGAGCUGCUUGUCAGCGUAUAGAUACAGAGUAUCGUACCUGUAAGAACUAUUUUUCCUGCUAUGUUUGUACGAAGCGUUACAAGAAAUGUUACAAUAUAAUUCCCGAACUAACAAACUGGCGGCAUGCCGGACAUGAUUGUUGGAGAAGAAAUAUGAAAUUGGUGUCGAUCAACUCUCUAGAAGAGCUUCGUUUUGUGAAGCAACUCUUGCGCAGAGAGACACAGUUUACACAUGACCGCCCAUCAUUGGCGUUUGAUAGCCUUCAUAGUAGUAUCAGCUUCUAUACUCACAUUGGAGUGUACAGAGUUAUGAAGAAGAAUAAUAUAAUACGGGAUUUAGCUGAAGAUUAUAAACCAAUUAUCUUCUCCGCGUGGAAAAAAGGAGAGCCUUCGGAUAAGAGUUGUACUCGGAUGAACUUUCAGAAUUAUAACAAAGACAACACAUGGGAAACAGAGGAUUGUGAAACAGAUCUUGCUGAAUACUAUGUUUGUGAAAGAAGUUUUGAAAAGAACAUACAUGGUAGAGACAUUAAUACGCGUUUUCCAGCGUUCAGUCUAGAUUGGAAAACAUUACCUGGACAGCAAAUAAAAACAACAGAAUACUCAGGAAAUGUAAAUACAACAGACAAUAAUGCUCAUUGCUUACACUGGGCGAAUCUAACUAAAGAAAAUAUGAAACAAAACGACAUGUGGUGGCAAAAGUUUUUCCCCGAGGAGGAGGAGGUUUCCAAUGUUAACGAUACCGAGGAUGGUGAUGAGAAAGAUAAAGAAACUGGUUUAUAUAUGUAUCGUGAUUACUCACAAGGUACAAGAUAUGAUCACAAUUACUGUCGCGAUCCUGGAAAUGAUGGAUUUCUUGGCUGCUAUACAAAUGAGGGUUAUUCAUCUUGCACAUUUGUUUUGCCAGCAUCCAUGAAUUCUGAGAUGACCUAUCAGUAUCGUGGUAAACAAAACACAACCUUCUCUGGUAAGACAUGUCAGCGAUGGGACACCAACUUUCCGCACGAGCAGGAGUUAAGUAAAUAUGACUAUGGCGGCGAACCUUUGAAAGACAAAGUCAAUUAUUGUCGAGAUCCCUGGGAUGCAGGAUAUAUAUGGUGUUACACUACUGACAUUGACACACGAUGGGAACCAUGUGUUGUUGAAGACCCAAUUUCCAAUCGAUGUUCAACUAUUACGCAAAAAGACUUCAGAGUAUUAAAUACAACGUUUUCUGGUAAGAAUUGUGAAAUAUGGAAAACUGACAAGGCUGGAAGCGGCAUUUCAACUGAAGUUGUAGAUAAUUUUUGUCGUGACAUGUUUGAUGAAGGUUUCAUCUGGUGUUAUAUUGACCAUACAAACAGGAUCAGAGAGCCAUGUUUCCCCUUCGAACAUAGUCACCACGAGACAUCAUCACGUGACGGCUCAGUUUUAAGAAAAAUGUUUACAUGUACCAAUGGAGACGUUAUAAACGAAGAAGAUGUUUGUAACAGAAAAAUAGAUUGUCUUGAUUUAUCUGAUGAGAUAGGAUGUUGGCAAAAUUACUCAAAACAUUACCUUCUAAAGAAUGUGAAGCUAGAUGCUGUGUUUAUUGAACAUGGUUUGGUGUACCAUUGUGGAAGUUUAGAAUGGAUAUCUCUGAUAGCAAGAUGUGACGGUGUGAUAGACUGCCUAGAUGCGUCUGAUGAACUGGACUGUUUAUACUUGUUAACAGAUGAAGAGAACUGCGGAGAAGACGAGUUUAGAUGUACAGCUGGAGACUGUAUCCAUAUUAGCCAAAUUUGUGAUUUUAUCGUAGAUUGUACCGAUGCUUCGGAUGAAUUUUGUGAAAGGGACAUCUGUAACAUUGACGAAUAUCAGUGUGAGGAUGGGCAGUGUAUAUUAGCUAUACAACGAUGUGACGCAUUCAUUCAUUGCCUGGACGGUAGUGACGAGCAACUCUGUGAAACGUGCAACGAAGACCUCGCAUUUCACUGCGAUGUUGUCAGAUGUAUUCCGAAACGAUUGAUUUGUGAUGAAUACACAGAUUGUCUUGAUAGGAGUGACGAAAAUUCUUGUAUGGAACCUACAUUUUCCUCAUGUGAACAGUGGUGGAGGAAGGGUUUCAGGAAGACAGGACCUUAUGUUAUAAAUGGAAUCAACGUUCUGUGUGAUUUUAACUCUAUAUAUACAUCAAAUGUCAUAUACACAAUAUAUAACAAUAUUGACAUUAUAUGGCACAAUGAAACAAAGACUGGUAAUAUGUAUGUAAGAGAGAGCAAAAGGGAAUCGGAUGCUAAUUUUGUAGAGGCGUUUGCUACUGGCAAUUGCAUUCAGCAGAUAAAGCAAUCAUGUGACUAUGUGCACACCUCAAUCGAGACAUAUCAUGAAAGAAGACAGGAAUUCGAAGCUGUUGACUGUGUUUGUUUGACACAAACUAUUACAAAACCUACAGAAAUAACAAACAACACAUGCAAUGAAAACAUAUCGGCCGGAGGUGAGCUAAUAUUUACUUACAAAUUGGCAGGAUACUUCCGAACAAUAAAACUUUUGCCGUCACACAGUAGCCUGUAUCAGAUCGAAGUUGGAAAUCUCACAUGUGCAUCAGAAUACAAUCACACUGAAGAUGGACUGGUGUGUGAGAAAGACGUAAAAGUAAUACCUGAUGAGCUUAGAUGUGUGUAUGAUGAAGAUGCUGCUGGCUUUGUUACAGGAUGCAGAUCCAGGAGUCAUUUAGAAAACUGCGGAAACUUUUCAUGUCCUCAUUCGACGGCAAAAUGUCCAGGAAGUUAUUGUAUUCCUAUACAGUUUAUAUGUGAUGGAGAAAUACAGUGCCCUGGAGGAGAAGAUGAAUAUAUGUGUAAUUGCAAUAGUUCUGACACGGAAAUCAUCAUACUUGUCAACAAGCCUUUCUACACGAGUCAUCAAGAUAUAGUUGAACAUUUUGCAAAGCAAUUCUACAACUUAAACAAUAUUGUUCGAAUUCUUAGUUAUGAAACUAGACGUCCCCUUGUAGCAUUUAGUUUAAACAAAGUACAGCUUGAAAUAAAUGAUAAGCAAUUACAACCUGAUGAUGUUGUCAAACGUCUUGAAGAAUGCCAAUACAAAAUACUUGCUGAAAGCUUUAUACCUUCUCUACGUUUUACGAAAACGGCUACCAAUGCAUUAGUGUUUCUAGACACGAACGUCGAAACCAAUGAUUUAGCAAAUGAAAUAUUUGGAAAGGAAUUUAGUUCUAGCCAAAACUCUGAUCUGGUAAUCUAUCGCAUAAGAGAGGAGCCGAAUAUAAUAAAAACUAUAAGAAAAGACUCUUCUGUUAUAAGAGAUGUUUUUAUCCGGAGAUGGAAAGAGUUGUCAGCUAUAGGUGCAGGUUAUUUCUCCAAAAUUUGUGAAGGAUCAACCAUAAUGCAUACGCCUACAAGUUUCAGAUGUUCUUCGAGUAAAACUUUGAUCAAAGGGGAUCAGAUUUGUGACGGUAUAACUCAAUGUAUCCAUGGAGACGACGAACGACUUUGUAACUUUAAAUGUCCUACAAACUGUCAAUGUGUUGGUCUUUCGGUGGACUGUUCAAAUAGAAACAUCAGCAUGUAUAUACUGCAACAUAUAUCUAAAACUACCCGCCAGUUGGACCUAAGUUACAACAAAGACUUAAACAAGAUCACCGACAAAUCCCAUCUUAACAUUGCAAGAUUAAUAAGACUUAACCUAUCUCAUUGUGACAUUGAAAAUAUAUCACGUUUUGCCUUUCACAGCGUGCGUCACCUUUUGACACUAGAUCUCAGUUUUAAUAGAAUCAAAAUUUUACGUCAUUUUACUUUUGAAGCUUUGGCACAUUUAACAAUUCUAAAUAUGGUAGGUAAUGCAGACAUAUCUAUGAUUGAGUCAAACGCAUUCAAAGGCCUAACAAAUAUAAAACGUCUUGAUCUUGCUGAAGGGAAAUUCAGAAAACUGUUUCCAAAUACAUUCGCUGGACUAUCAUUAGUUCAUUUAAAUCUCUCUGGUGGUAGAAUCACGGAAAUCCAACCAUUGGCAUUUAAUGAUUUAUCUGUUGAAACUUUAGAAAUCGACAAUAAUGACAUAACGACAUUUUAUCAAGAUAUAUUUAAUGGUGUAUUCAAUCUAAAAACGUUACGAACACCAGAAUAUAAAUUUUGUUGCGUACGACCAAGUUACUUGAGAGAAGAGGACUGUCUACCUUCUAAGGACGAAUUUUCUUCUUGCGAUGAUUUAAUGAGGUUGUCAGCUCUUCAAACCAUGUUAUGGUUUAUUGGAUUAACAGCUUUCUUUGGAAACCUGCUGUCUAUCGUGUAUAGACUGAAGUAUGAUAAACAACGUCUUAGACUGGGCUUUGGAAUUUUCGUGACAAAUUUGGCGUUAGCAGACUUUCUUAUGAGCCUGUACCUCAUAAUUGUUGCGAUAGCAGACGCUGCCUUUAGAAACAGAUACAUUUUUAUGGACGAUUACUGGAGAAGUAGUGUAUGGUGCAAGAUUGCCGGAGUUCUGUCAACGAUAUCAUCUGAAGCCAGCAUAAUAUUCAUUUGUCUGAUAACAAUUGACCGAUUACUUGUUGUUAAAUUCCCAUUUGGACAAUUUCGGUUAAAUAAAACAAGAGCAAACGUUGCAGCCGGAGUAGCAUGGCUGUUUUCUAUCACCGUUGCUAUUAUACCAGUCAUUUACGUCAGCUACUUUGAGGAUAAAUUCUACUCCAAAUCCGGUGUUUGUAUUGCUCUUCCUUUGACCAGAGAUAGACUACCUGGCUGGGUGUACUCAGUCUCAAUUUUUGUUGGACUUAACUUUGCAACUUUUGUUUUAGUGGCUAUCGGUCAGAGUUUUAUAUUUUUUGAAAUAAAAGCUACUAAAAUGAAUUCGGCAAUUUUGUUUCAAAAGCGACAUAAGGACCUGAAAAUAGAAAGGAAUCUCUUACUGGUUGUGGCUACUGAUUUUCUAUGUUGGUUCCCUAUUGGUGUAAUGGGUAUGAUGGCGUUACAAGGUCACGUGAUUUCAGGCGACGUAUACGCAUGGUCAGCUGUGUUUUUACUUCCGGUUAAUUCCGCUCUUAAUCCAGUACUUUAUACGCUUACUGCCAUACUUGGAAAAAAGAAAUUUUCACCAAACACUGAUGAACAGAACAGUAAAAUUGCAAUCGAUGAAAUGGGCUUACAUAGACUUGAGACGUUCAACAUAGGACGAUUCUUUCACGAUUUACAACGACAAACAGGAGAGUUCAUGAGUCUCAGUGCAAUUAUAGACAGCAAUAUGAAACUAACAACAAAAACUGUCCUAAAGAUCAGCUAUAGGCUUGCGCAGAGUUUGGAUACAAUGCAUAGUGGUUCAAUGUUUGUAGGGAACCUUAGUGCUGACAAAGUCCUGGUGUAUGUCAAGAAUAAUCAGAUUAUUGGUGACGUUCGGUUUCGAGGACAACCUUGCAUUAAGAACACACGUGACGACACAAGUGAAGAAAUUUAUCAGAUGGGAAUCUUAAUACGUUCUCUUUACAAAUCAGAAAACUUUAUGUCGAAAAAAAAAGUUCAGAGGGAAAACAGUACAAACAUUUAAUAAGCGUUAAUUACUUAAAACUUUAAUAUGUUCUAAGCAAUAAAAAAUGUUUACACGUGAUAUUUUCUAAGUAAACAGAAACAGUCCAAAGUUUAUAUCUUCCUUAUAUGAAAAUAAGAAGUUUUAAUACAUAAAAAUCUAAUUAAUAUUUGAGAAACAGUAAAGAAACAAAUUUUUGUUGAGUUGUCAUACCCGUGUUUUUGAUCGCCAAUACGUCUUUAUAAAUCUGUCCACGUGGUAAGAAACUCGUGUUCUUAAUGAUUCACUGUACUGUAUAUAACUUAUCAACGUAUGUUACUGUGUUUGUGAGUUUUUGUUUUAUAGUCUUAUGUCAUUUAAUUUCUAAUUUUAAAUAUUUUUUGUCUUAGUUUUAUAUUUUUACUAGACAUUUAAAGCUUCAUUAUUUUUAAAAUAUCACGACAGCAUUUGACCCUUCCCAAAAUAUCUGCGCAUAAUCUAUGUGAGUAGAAUUUAGGAGAUUAUGCCCAUGGUAGGAACAGACGCGAAAGACAAAGGCUAUAAUAUGCAAAAUAAUCAGGAUUGAUUUGCUUUUCAUAAAUAUUUGCUUGUAGCCUUGCAAUCAGCAUUAUGAAAUCCGUACUAAAUUUGUUAAAAGAUAUAAUCAUAUAAACACUUAGUUUGUGUAAGUUUUUAGUAACAGUUCGCCAGGAAUAAAGUAUAAAAAUUCAUUUGAAUAGACAUGUAGAUCUACUUAAUUUGCUAACUCCACUACUGCUUUACAAUAAUAGAAUUUCAGUUUUGAAAAAACUGAAAAAUAAAAAUCAAAAAAGAUUUAUUUUCAGUAGAAUCAAAAAACGUUUUCUAAAAACGUGUUUAAGAGCAUAUAUUUUACAUCCUGAACAAACAUGUUAACACAGGCUACUUUGUAAACAGUUCAGGCACUACUGCAAGAUCUGAACUAAUUUAAUGUUAUUUUUAUAAACAUGUAUACAGUUAAUGUACUUGUCUUAUAUUACAAUUCCAUGUUUUAUCGUGCUGUUAACACUAGAUCAUGUUAAUGGCGGCGCCCAUAAUUUCGAAUGUAAAUCUUGUUUUUGUCGAAAUUUACUUCUAUUUCUUCAUUAACUGUACUGUACGUCCAGCCGUAUCAAUAUUAUUUCCAU
This is a messenger RNA of Ruditapes philippinarum (Manila clam), 6796 nucleotides long. RefSeq lists its product as uncharacterized. Gene Ontology annotation, biological process: G protein-coupled receptor signaling pathway. The record is from RefSeq and is a predicted model, not a curated record. Gene Ontology annotation, molecular function: protein binding; G protein-coupled receptor activity. The transcript is spliced from 26 exons. The coding region runs from base 39 to 5672 and encodes 1877 amino acids. Lineage: Eukaryota; Metazoa; Mollusca; Bivalvia; Venerida; Veneridae. Gene Ontology annotation, cellular component: membrane.